UUCAGCUGAGAGGAAAUCCUUAGGAAAUGUGAGGCAUCAUCAUGCAGUGUGAUUUCAAGAGGCUAAUACGGUAUUGACAAACUGUUUUAGUAACGAGGCAAUUUUAUUGUGUUUGGUAACAAACAUAGUUGGGAUUGGAUACAUUAAGAGCGGGACAUAGAGCGUAAGCGGCCUUUGUUAGGUCAAAAUGUCGAUUCAGUACGAGGUGGAACAGCUGGCUGACAGCUACGGGGUUUCGGACUCGUUUCCCAAAGAUUUCGGUUACGGUGAAGAGGAGCCCGACAUCGAGGACAGCUCGGCCCCGUCGGACAGCAAACCAAGGAUCCUGCUCAUGGGUCUACGGCGAAGCGGUAAAUCAUCCAUACAGAAGGUGGUGUUUCACAAAAUGUCCCCAAACGAGACGUUGUUUUUGGAAAGCACCAACAAGAUCUACAAGGAUGACAUCUCCAGCAGCUCCUUCGUUAACUUCCAGAUCUGGGACUUCCCCGGCCAGGUGGACUUUCUAGACCCCACCUUUGACUAUGAGAUGAUCUUCAGGGGAACCGGAGCUCUGAUAUUUGUGAUUGAUGCUCAGGAUGACUACAUGGAGGCUCUGGGACGGCUCCAUCUCACGGUGUCACGGGCCUACAGGGUCAAUCCAGAGAUCAAUUUUGAGGUGUUCAUCCAUAAAGUUGACGGCCUUUCAGACGAUCACAAGAUUGAAACACAGAGAGAUAUUCAUCAGAGAGCCAAUGAUGAUCUGGCAGAUGCAAGUUUAGAGAAGCUACAUCUCAGCUUCUAUUUGACAAGUAUUUAUGACCACUCCAUCUUUGAGGCCUUCAGCAAAGUGGUGCAGAAGCUCAUCCCCCAGCUCCCCACUUUGGAGAACCUUCUAAAUAUCUUCAUUUCUAAUUCAGGGAUUGAAAAAGCCUUUCUGUUUGACGUGGUCAGUAAGAUCUACAUCGCCACAGACAGCUCGCCUGUAGAUAUGCAGUCCUAUGAACUGUGCUGUGAUAUGAUAGAUGUGGUGAUUGAUGUCUCCUGUAUAUAUGGUUUGAGGGAAGAUGGCAGUGGCAGCGCCUAUGACAAGGAGUCCAUGGCAAUCAUCAAGCUCAACAACACCACUGUGCUGUACCUCAAAGAGGUCACAAAGUUCCUCGCUCUGGUCUGCAUCCUGAGAGAGGAGAGCUUUGAGCGUAAAGGAUUAAUAGACUACAACUUCCAUUGUUUCCGGAAGGCCAUCCACGAAGUAUUUGAGGUUGGAGUUUCUGCUCAGCGUCCUUUAGGCUCACAGGCAGUGGGCUCACCCUGCAACAAGGCGGUGGCUUUGAACGGCACGCCGCGCAACACGGUGUAAACACUGCUGCAAGAUAAAUCAAGAAUAAAUAAAAACAUGGAAAACGAAGGAUAAAGGAAGGAAAGAUGGGGGUACGACACAGGGGCUCAGCAGCGCUCGAAUCACGUCCCCUUGCUCCCUAAAACACUGAUGGAUGCCUUGUUGGAGGAAUCAGCAGUGAAGCACAGACGGGGAGUUUGGGCAUCUGUUUUUAGGUGAAUGUUAAAGCACUGUGUCGGCUGUGUGGAGGUUGAGAAACUGCACCUGGACAGCAACAGCUUCAGCAUCUUUCCUCUAAAUUUCCUAAAGUGGCCAUAGGCUGCGACACUGAGCUGCUGGUUCUUCUUACGUGGACAAUGUGAAGCGGAAAGG
Messenger RNA from Cyprinodon variegatus (sheepshead minnow), 1687 nucleotides. It is a transcript of the gene rragca, whose product is annotated as Ras-related GTP binding C. Bases 188 to 1336 code for a protein of 382 amino acids. Gene Ontology annotation, molecular function: GTPase activity; GTP binding. The record is from RefSeq and is a predicted model, not a curated record. The transcript is spliced from 7 exons. Gene Ontology annotation, biological process: regulation of autophagy; cellular response to amino acid stimulus; cellular response to starvation. NCBI's taxonomy places the organism in Eukaryota, Metazoa, Chordata, Actinopteri, Cyprinodontiformes, Cyprinodontidae. Gene Ontology annotation, cellular component: Gtr1-Gtr2 GTPase complex; lysosome; nucleus.